UCCCGGUCCUCCUCCAUCGCUCGCUCGCACUUUGUGGUGCGUUAUCGCAGGGCAGUAUGAACGUCUGGACCGAACACCGUAAUCCGGAAGGGAGAACAUAUUGGUUCAAUACUGGAACGAGGGAAAGUGUCUGGGAGAAGCCAGAUGACCUGAAGACUCCGUUCGAGCGAGCCUUGAAUCAGACGAAAUGGAAGGAGUAUUUCUCGGGUGGCAGGAAGUAUUACUACAAUACUGACACGAAGGAGUCCAAAUGGGACAUGCCCGACGAGCUGCUUCUUCUCCUCGAGAAGGUAGAGAAGGACGGGAACGCACAACCAGCCAACGCUCUAGUAACGAACCGCGGUACUCCAGCUUUCACCCCCUCUGGGACUUCAAUGCAAGGUGCACCUGCUGCUAUGGGAGGCGCUGAUCCAUCCUUAUCCGCCCCCGGUUCUCAGGAAAACGGAAAUCCCGAGCUUGCUGUCGUUGCACACAGUGGCACACUGCCAUUUCAGUCUGCUAGUAUCUUGCCUCCACGGCCUAAUCUACCGGACGACCCUGUGAUACCACACAAUGGGUUCACAACGGUGGAGGAGGGAGAGAAAGCAUUCAUGCAUCUGCUGCGCAAGGCUGGCGUGGAUGCGAAUUGGACGUGGGACCAGACGAUGCGUGCUAUCAUCACUGACCCUCUGUACAAAGCGUUGAAUACGUUGGCGGAGAAGAAGGCUGCAUGGCAAAAGUACACGGAUAAUCUCCGAGCAAAGGAACAGGAGGAGCGUGACGCUCGACUGUCGAAGCUACGUCCCGCCGUCAGAAACAUGCUCAAAGGCAACCCAAACGUCUUCCAUUACAGCACCUUCGCCAAUGCGGAUAAGCUAUUCGCACAGCACCCUAUCUGGCAGCAAGCGAAGAUUGAGGCUGAGCGGAGGCUCAUCUUUGAGGAGUACGUAGCUGAACUGAAGCAGCGCGAGGUGCAAGAGACGCGUGCGGCACGCGCUCGUAGCGUCGCCAAGAUCAUGGCUCUGUUCAAGCGCCUCGACGUCGAUGUAACCACCCGUUGGCGUCAGGCCCACCAGCUCGUGCUCGAGUCCGACGAGUGGAAGGGUGACGCAGAGCUGCAGACGCUGCCAACGCUCGACAUCCUACUCGCCUUCGAGGACUACAGCCGAGUUCGUGAGCGAGAGUUCGAGGAGCAGAUGCGGCGCGCACAGGUUGAAAAGACGCGCAAGGAGCGUAAGGCCCGCGAGGGAUUCCGGACCCUGCUUCGGAGUCUUGUAAAGUCCGGUCAAAUGAAGGCCCGUACGAAGUGGAAGGAGAUCUACCCCGCUCUCGCCAACGACGUCCGCUACCUGGACAUACUCGGCAACCCCGGGUCCAACCCGCUCGAGCUCUUCUGGGAUGCAGUCGACGACCUCGACCAGCAGCUCGAUGCAAAGAUUGCUCUUGCCGAGGGCGCGAUCAAACGAUACAAUAAGCGGCUGGAGGAAGAGUAUACGAGCGCCGAUGGUGAUGUCCAGAUGGCCGACGCACGGGAUGGCAAGGAGAGUGGUGGUGUGAAGCCGUAUAAGGUCGCUCCCGAGACGACCUUGGAGGAGUUCGUUGCUAUCGUCAGAAGAGACAAUGAUGAGGUCGUCGGAAAGCUCACCGAAGAGGAGCUCGACGAUAUUUAUCACACGUUACACGACCAAGCAGUCAAGCAGCAAGCGGACGAAAGGCGACGCGCUGAGAGACGGCAGCGUCACUUGCAGGAGGACCUGCGGUAUGCGCUCAAGAAGCUCCCGGAGCCUCUGGACAUCAGUCUUUCAUACGAAGAGGUUGUCCCGCUCAUCCAAGAUUUGCCGGAGUUCAAAGCGCUCGAGGACGAAGAUGGCAAGAAAGCAGCCUACUCGAAGUUCGUCAAGCGCCAGAAGGAGCGCCUUCGCGAGCAACGUGAACGGGAAGCGUCUGAGGAUGGUGGCUCGACGACAAGCCGCAGGCGUAAAGAAGCAAUCAAAGACUCGCGCGACGAGAGGGAUCGCGAUCGUGACCGAGAGCGUGAUCGCGACCACCGCGACAAGGACCGGGACGAAAAGGACACUCGCAGCUCACGUUCGCACCGUGGACAUGACGACCACGAUGCUCACAGCCACCGUUCGACCCGAGAGCACGGACGCGAGCGUGACAAGGCGUACUAUGGCCGCGAAAAAGAGCGCGAGAAGGAGAGGGAGAAGGACUAUGCGUAUAAGCCUUCGAAGCAUCAUCGCGAGUAUGAGCGUGACGAUAGACGUCGGGAUCGUCGCGGGUCGAGAGGCGAAGACCAUCCUGCCUAUCCCCCUCCACCAGAGGCCCCGCCGUUCAAAGAGGACCGGGAGAGGAGCGCGUCGACCUACCGAGAGGACCCUCGCGAGAAGCGCGACCGGUCUAUGUAUGAGGACAGGCCGUACGAAGAGCGAGCAGAGAAGCGACCGAGGUACAGUGUGCCUCCGGAGGGCCUUCCACAGGAAGCACCAAGACAAGAGCCUCCUGCACGUGCGGAGACUCCGGAGGAGGGCGAGAUAUAGGCUAAGGCUAUAGCUCUGCACACCCU
Molecule: messenger RNA, 2545 nt
Organism: Rhodofomes roseus
Lineage: Eukaryota; Fungi; Basidiomycota; Agaricomycetes; Polyporales; Fomitopsidaceae
Exons: 13
Coding region: 57-2519 (820 amino acids)
Biological process (GO): mRNA cis splicing, via spliceosome
Cellular component (GO): U1 snRNP; U2-type prespliceosome
Molecular function (GO): RNA binding; protein binding
Source: RefSeq, a predicted model, not a curated record